AUGGAUUUGCAGGGGACGGGUUUUCAUAUCUCAAGAGUCCCAUAUGGUGGGGUGGCAUUGGAACUUGUAUGUCUGCUGUCAAGGCAACCUUACGACAACAACCUAACUCGUACUACAGUGGCCAUUGGUGAAAUAGCAAACUUCGCCGCCUAUGCCUUUGCACCUGCCAUCUUAGUCACACCUUUAGGCGCCCUCAGUGUUUUAAUAGGUGCUGUUCUCGGCUCCUAUUUCUUAAAGGAGAGACUUGGCACCCUCGGAAAACUUGGAUGUGCGAUGUGCCUCCUUGGUUCUGUCGUGAUUGUGCUUCAUGCACCUCCUGACAAGCCGGUGGAGACUAUCGAUCAGAUCUUGGAGUUUGUCCUAACGUCAGGAUUUCUUUUUUAUUGUCUAGCCGUGGCGAUCUUUGCGACAGUCAUGAUUUAUCGCGUUGCACCUGUCUACGGAAAGAAGAACCCGCUCAUUUACAUCUCGAUCUGCUCUACCGUUGGCUCCGUUUCGGUUAUGUCUGUCAAAGCAUUCGGCAUCGCAUUGAAGCUUACUUUGGGUGGAAACAAUCAGUUCACUCAUGCUUCGACCUAUGUUUUCGCGAUUGUAACUUGCUUUUGUAUUCUGACUCAGAUGAACUACUUCAACAAGGCCUUGAAUGAGUUCUCAACCUCAAUAGUCAAUCCACUGUAUUAUGUCACAUUCACAACCGCUACGCUGUGUGCUUCUUUCAUUCUUUUUAAAGGCUUCAACACCACUGAUGCUGUGAGCACAAUCUCGCUGCUUUGCGGUUUUCUUGUCAUCUUCUCUGGUGUUUACCUCCUUAACCUGUCGCGACACGACCCCGACGGGCGAAAGAUGCUGGCUGGAAAGGACGAUGAGGACGAUGGUGUCCCCACCGACGCAAUCGCGAGCUUUUCCACCCGGCGUUCCAUGCAAGCGAGGAGAAGUCUUGAUCCACAUCGGCGAAGUUCCUCCAGUAUUGCAUUUUUGAACGGCCAAAGCGAUCGUGAAGGUCUCAUGCGCUCUUACGACGCUGAGAAUGGAGUUAUCGGUUUAAGCGAAUUGAGAGAAGACGAUGGAGAGCCCGGGCCAACUCGGAAACGGAGCGAAGAUGGGAAUGGUACCUUGUACCAACCUAAACAAGAUGGCCGAUAA
Molecule: messenger RNA, 1143 nt
Organism: Rasamsonia emersonii CBS 393.64
Lineage: Eukaryota; Fungi; Ascomycota; Eurotiomycetes; Eurotiales; Trichocomaceae
Exons: 4
Coding region: 1-1143 (380 amino acids)
Biological process (GO): magnesium ion transport
Cellular component (GO): membrane
Molecular function (GO): magnesium ion transmembrane transporter activity
Source: RefSeq, a predicted model, not a curated record